GCGCUGAGAACCUCUGGAACCUGGGACACAGAGUUCUGCAGCUGGCUGAGAAUUUCCCUGUGCAACACGACUCUGAAAAAUGCCUAAAUAUCUAUCCGUGAACCCCUUUGAAGACAUCAGUGUGAAGACAGAAAAUGGACAUCGCUCGAAGAAACAACGCUACAUACGCAAAGAGGGCAGUUGUAGCGUGAUGUUUCGGCAUGUCCCAGAAGAGUGGGUGCUCUUUGUCAAUGACAUCUUUACCACCUUAGUUGAGAUCAGAUGGAGGGUGAUGUUCCUGAUAUUUGCAUCGUCUUACAUCCUUUCCUGGCUCUUUUUUGGGAUACUCUUCUUCAUCAUUGCUUUGGCUCAUGGAGACAUCAAAGACCCUAAUAAUGACCCUUGUGUAUAUGAGGUGCGCAGCUUCACAGCUGCUUUCCUCUUUUCUCUGGAAACCCAAACCACCAUUGGUUACGGCUUCAGAGGAAUGUCUGAGAACUGCAUGAUCGCUAUCAUCAUCGUCACCAUACAGGAUGUCAUGAGCUGCUUCAUCGACACUUUUGUCAUCGGGAUUGUGGUGGCCAAAAUGGCUUCGGCCAGAAAGAGGGCGCAGACAGUUGGCUUCAGCAACCGUGCAGUUGUCAACCUCCGUGACGGGUAUAUGUGUCUUUCCUGGAGGAUUGGGGAUUUCCGCAGGCACCACAUGGUGGAGGGAUCAUCCUGUGCUCAGAUUCUCCACACCACUGUGCACACAACCGGGGAAAUCAAUAUUACCUAUGAAGACCUGGUCAUCCAGCAAAAGGACAUUAUCUUGGUCACACCGACCACAAUUUCCCACAGAAUUGAACCAGGAAGCCCAUUGUACAAGAUGAGUUUGGAAGAUUUGCGAAAAGCAGACUUUGAACUAUUGGUGUCCUUCACCUAUACAGAUGACUCCACCGGCAUGCUGCAUCAGUCACGGACGUCGUACACAGUAGAUGAGAUCCUCUGGGGUCAUCUUUUCCAGGAGAUGAUCAGGGUGAGCAAGAAACACUACAAGGUGGAUUACAACCUGUUCAAUAACACAGCUAAAGUGCUGGUACCUGUGGUCAGUGCUGAGGAGUAUGAGCAGAAGAAGAACAAAAAUGAGAAGCAGCUUCGGCUUUGCGCUCAACCUUCUCCUAGACAUUCCCCCAGAUGUUCCCCACAGCCAUCUUCACGAUCACCGCAGAAAUGUGAUGAGGAGAAUUGUCUGAAUGACCCAACAGUAACGGUGGAACUUAUGCAAGACAACCAACCAGAACCAAAUCUUCCCACAACGGAGACCGAAAGUCAACAUCAAGAAACUUUGGCUGUGCCAAGAGACCCCACAAUCACAGAACAGGAAACAUAAAAAUGUUACCAAUGCACCCAACACCAACUGCAGACAGUGUGUAUGUGACAGAAUCCAUCCAUCCAUUUUCUUUACAUCCUUGUCCCUUAGUGGGGUUGGUAGGGUUGCCGGUGUCUAUCUCCAGCUAACAUUCUGGGCGAGAGGCGGGGUUCACCCUGGACAGGUCGCCAGUCUGUUGCAGGCCAUGCGACAGAAUGCUAUCAGCAAAACUUAAGACAUCUCAGAAGCUCAAAAUACAUUUCAUCACUCAACCAAAUUAUGUUUGUGGAGCAGAUCAUUUUCACCAAGGGUGAACAGAGGUUCUAGUGACUGACACCAUUUCUUUUCCUUUUUCUUUUCCUUCUUCAACAAAGCCAAUCUGGUUGUGGCACCGCACUGCACAAUAAAUUCAGGCACUAAAUUCAGGCACGUAAAUACACUAUUUACGUUAGUGUACACACAAAAUGAGAAUAAAGAUUAGACUUUCAAAAAUACUUUCAAUUUGUUAUUUUUGCAUGCACACUCAGCAUGGACUAGUUUCGGUACAGAUCAGUUUUUUUUUUUUUUUUGUUUUUGACACAAAUAUUUUCUGUCACACAUAUGCCUAAAACUGCUUUGAAAAAUAUUAGAGUGCUAAGUUUCUCAAUUUAUGCAGGAUGUAGAUCAGUGACUCAACCAGGUCUUUAAUUACUGUGUAAAUUAGAUUUUUUUUAAUCAGAGUAUAUUUUAAAAUGGGUUGCUGGUUUUCUCAUAUUUUAUCUGACAUUUAUUUACUCUAUUAAUGUUGUCAACCAAAACAUUUAGAGCAGACUCUAAAAUUAAAGUCUUACUAUUGACGCCUUCA
Poecilia reticulata (guppy) is the source of this 2174-nucleotide messenger RNA. It is a transcript of the gene kcnj16a, whose product is annotated as potassium inwardly rectifying channel subfamily J member 16a. Lineage: Eukaryota; Metazoa; Chordata; Actinopteri; Cyprinodontiformes; Poeciliidae. Gene Ontology annotation, molecular function: inward rectifier potassium channel activity. Gene Ontology annotation, biological process: potassium ion import across plasma membrane; regulation of monoatomic ion transmembrane transport. Gene Ontology annotation, cellular component: plasma membrane. The record is from RefSeq and is a predicted model, not a curated record.